This is a messenger RNA of Triticum turgidum subsp. durum (durum wheat), 552 nucleotides long. The record is from the annotation of a GenBank genome assembly. Lineage: Eukaryota; Viridiplantae; Streptophyta; Magnoliopsida; Poales; Poaceae.
AUGCAAGUGCCCUUCCAAGCGCUCGCCUCCAAACCACCCUAUCUCCACCUCCACCUCCACCCCACAUUAGGUUGGUUUCGCGUACACGUUCCGUGUCACAGCUGGGUAGCUUCAACGUACUCCAAAGUGGUGCUGUGCGGAGUUAGCUUGAAGAUGAGCAGGAACAAUGGCAAGGGGCCGAAGCUGGACCUGAGGCUGAGCUUCUCGCGGUCACGCGGCGGCGGCGGCGGAGGCGGAGGGGGUCCUUCGGCUGCGCCGCCGGGAGGCAGCAACUCGCCGAGGAGGAUGUCUUCGUCGUCUUCUUCCUCGGCAUCCCCGCCGAGCUCGUGCGUGUCUUCGGAGGGGAGCCCGGAGGCUGGCGGGGGCAGUGGUGGCUCGGCGAUGAUCCUCGCGGGCUGCCCCCGGUGCAUGAUGUACGUGAUGCUGUCGCGGGAGGACCCCAAGUGCCCCAAGUGCCACAGCACUGUGCUCCUCGACUUCAACGAUGUCGGCGCCGACCACCGCAACCCAGGGUUCGGCUCCGGCAAAGUCGGCAAGGGAAAGCGCGGCUGA